Messenger RNA from Pelagomonas calceolata, 1121 nucleotides. The record is from the annotation of a GenBank genome assembly. NCBI's taxonomy places the organism in Eukaryota, Pelagophyceae, Pelagomonadales, Pelagomonadaceae.
CACGAGUAUUUUUCUUAAUUUCUAUGCCACCCGGCCGGGCAACAGGCCGCGAACAGCGCCAUAUCUCUCACACAGAAGUAGUUUUCCGUCUCCAUCAGGCAGUCGUAGCCGCUUUCCAUGACGUGGCGCAACGCCCCCGACGCGCUGUGCAUGAUGUGCAUGUGCUCGAAGACGAUGAAAUACGGCGUGAUCUUCGACAGGUCGACGGAUCUGACAAUGAUCUGGUCGUGGCCCUCCGCGUCCACCGACAACACGACCAGGUCGUCCCGCAGAUCGUGCUCGUCCAGGAGCGUCCGCACCGUGGAGGCCCGGACCUCGACGUCGACGACGAGUGCUUCCAGAUUCGGAAUCCAGUGCUUGUGCUUAAGGAUGUUCUUCAGCGACAGCGACGCGAUCUGACUCGUGAACGAGGCCGGAAACGCCUUGCCCCCGGGGGGCGGUUCGAAGCCGCGUCGGUAGCAGCCCGUCGCGGGAUCGAUGAGCGUGUCGUUUAUGGUGUGAAACGUGACCACGCCGUCCCGGUCCGAGACCGCCCGGUUCACGACCGCGAUGCGGUGCGCCGGGUCUGCGUGCGCGGCGACGAGCGCCGCGAGGUCCCGGUAGACGCCUGGCUGCGGCUCGCCAGCACGGUGUGGUUGAUCACGUCGAGCGCGAGCCGCUUGAACGGGUCGUUGGCGUUGCCGAACGCGAGGUGCGCCCCGACCUGCAGCAUGGAACUGCUGCGCCACGACCGCGCGAGCGCCGCGACGCCGUCCAGGAGGCACCGUUUUGCCCGGUGUGGACGCGCGAGGCGGACGCAGGUGACGUUUAGGCCGGUGUGGUUCAAGAAGCGUAAGUUCGGGCAGCCGUGGUUGCGCAGCUCCACGCCGACGGCGGCUGCUACGAGCACUGCCCUGUGGGCAGCCCUCAUCGUUCACGCACGCUCUGCCCUUGCAUGGGUUCGUACCCCUUACGGAGCGUAAAACUAAACUUAUGCUACGACGCCAUAGCUCGCCAGCAGGCUCACGCUCGAACCACGGCUGUGGCGUUUAGGGGGAGCUAGGCUAUUCAAGCUUGUGGAAAUAACUAUAGUCAAUUCAAGCUCGUAUUGCAUCGAAAAAAAUACUGCAGUAGGUAUAGAC